Messenger RNA from Amphibalanus amphitrite, 2566 nucleotides. Its product is annotated as mitochondrial glycine transporter-like. NCBI's taxonomy places the organism in Eukaryota, Metazoa, Arthropoda, Thecostraca, Balanomorpha, Balanidae. Gene Ontology annotation, cellular component: mitochondrion. The transcript is spliced from 7 exons. Bases 262 to 1248 code for a protein of 328 amino acids. Gene Ontology annotation, molecular function: glycine transmembrane transporter activity. Gene Ontology annotation, biological process: glycine import into mitochondrion. The record is from RefSeq and is a predicted model, not a curated record.
AGCCAUUAGUCCUCGACAAAGGCAUUGCAUGUUUUUCUAUCAACCUAUGCGUAAGCACGUGCACGUGCAGUGUUGUGUGUAGUGACCUAGCCAGUUUUGGUGAUGCUUGCUGGUCCGCCUCUUGCAGUGUUGUGUGUAGUGACCUAGCCAGUUUUGGUGAUGCUUGCUGGUCCUUCGAGAGGCGGAAAAUUUUGAGAAGCAGACCUUCCCGUGAUCCUUUGUGCGUCAAUUCUCUUCUAGCUGGCGGAUUGUGGCAAAACCAUGUCGAGCGACUCGCCGGGGUGCGUGCUUUCAGAAGUCAAGAGUGUCCCCGAAUCCCCGUCAGUGCCAGUGCUCGAGAGCAGGGUUCAAGCCGACCCCUUAGACUCAGACUCAGUCCAAGAAGACGUGGCGAAGAAAGACGACCGCUCUUGGAUCCAGUCUCCGCUACUGAAGUCGUUUCUGGCCGGCUCCUUCUCCGGCUCCUGUUCGACCGUGCUCUUCCAGCCGCUGGAUCUUGUCAAGACCAGACUCCAGGCCUCUGUCCUCCGGGGGAAUAGUCCUUCUGGUAUGGCCACCGUACUUUGGAGUGUUAUCAAGGAUGAGAGCCCCCGUGCUCUCUGGAAGGGAGUUGUUCCGUCUCUGACGCGGGUGGUGCCCGGCGUGGGGCUCCAUUUCUCGGCUCUCCACCUGCUACGAUCGGCUCUGAACCACCCUCCCUCGGCCACCGAGGCGCUGCUGAUUGGAGGCAGCGCCCGCGCACUGGCCGGCGCCGCCACCAUCCCGGCCACCGUCAUCAAGACGCGCUGUGAGAGCGGCAUCUACGACUACCGCGGCGUGGCCCAGGCCCUGCAGCUCAUCUACCGCACCGAGGGUCACCGCGGCCUGACGCGCGGCCUGCUGCCCACCCUGCUCCGGGACGUGCCCUUCUCCAGCUUCUACUUCAUGUUCUACAGCCAAGCGCGGGGCGCCCUGCCCACCGAGGUGACCUCGGGUCAAUGGGGUGACCUGGCCACCUUCUGCUGCGGCCUGGUCUCCGGCCUUGGGGCCUCUGUCGUCACCCAGCCUGCCGAUGUGGUCAAGACAAGGGUUCAACUCACCGCGCUGGCCGCCGGCGGCUCGGGCUCUCUGACCAACGCCAUCGGACUUAUCUACCAGGAGGGCGGAUCGCGUGCCUUCUUUUACGGGCUGGCGCCGCGCGUGCUGCGACGUACCUUCAUGGCAGCCAUGGCCUGGACGGUGUACGAGCGCGUCUCCAAGACCUUCUGAGCGGCCGGACCCCCGCGAGGUCAACUGGCCGGCGGAGACACGUCCAACCAACCGAACCGUCAAUUCCUACAGGCUUUCACGGUGACAUCCAAUGAGAUUACUCGUCUCUGGGAGUCUUAGCUGAGACGACCAAUGAGAGGCGCCGGGUCAAGGUCACCUCCGGACGCCGGCCAAUCAAAACGGGUGGGGCACGUGCAACAACCAAUCGCGUAGUCGGCCAGGCGGGCGAGUAGCCAAUGGGAUUUCGGCGAUCCUGAGCUUCAGCCAAUCAAAGCCCGCUUUGUCCUGAGAAGGGACUGAGGAAGCUGAGCUCUAAAGAAAAGCUGCUGGAAGAGAACCGGAACGGGAAGCUGUCUAGAAGCCUCCAACGACGGCCCGAGAGAAGGUGCAGCGUGCGGGCAUCGUCCCUUCAGUGAAGUGCUGGAUCCAGGACAGGCCACGGAAGGACGGUACGUGGAGUGGAAGCAUGCGGCUGGACCGAACGGUAGAGUGCGGUGGAGAGUGGACUAGAGUGAACGGCAGUGCAGUGGAGUGCGGGGACUAUCAUGGCAGUCGCUCUACCGAAGCCGGUAGAGCUGAACGAUCGCUGCUGCCUCCCUAAACCUGCAGAAACAGACAGUGACGAGCCGGAAGACGGCGUUCGUAAAGUGCUGUGAAGGAGAUUGAGGGAAUGGGACUGGAGCAGUGGCAAUACGCGGACUCGCUGGGUGCCGCGCUGUUUUUUUUUUUUCGUGUACGGUUUGGUUCUGUCGGAAUGCGCUAUGUUCCGGCUUUUCCUUGCUUGUGUUACGUGCGCCCGCGCUGUCGGUACUUAAUCACCGAAGGUGUGGAUCUGUGAAGGAGGCGACGGGCGUAAGCCGCGAUUCUUGCAACGGCAGGUAGGUAUUCCCUGCAUUGCGAACAGCGAGAAUGAGCGGCCUGUCCCCUGCGGUUGAAGUGUGUGUUUGCGAGGAUUCCGGGCGAAUGCGUCAGCCAGAAAUUUGACCCAUCUUACGCUGAAAUGCAUCUUUCAAUGAUUUUUGCAUUUGCUGACCUUCCUCAUUUGAGAAAAGUACAAAAUAUGUCCAGUUCGGCCGGGAUCCUACGUAGCGCUAAUGUUAAUCCAAGACGGCGGCGGCGGCGGCCCGCAAAGCUGUAGUUGUGUAUCUGGCCGCUUGAGGGCAGCACGUUGCGCUCGCCGCCCCUUCUGCUGUGUUUAGCUACCCAGCCAUGAGGAGGAGGCGAAAGGACAGGCUCGUCACUGGCGAUGGCCCGGCGGGGACUGAUGCCCGCCCGCGGUUUUACUCUGCUGUAGAGUCAAUACACUGGUUCUACAGUG